CUCUGUCGCGAGCCCAAGAAUUUUAUUGCUCCCAGCUAAAGGAUUUCGCAUCCACUAUCUCUUUUCGAUUUUGAGCCUUGGAUGCAUUGGGAUACAAGAAGGAGCACUAGGUCAACAGGAUUUUGAGUGUAAACCACAUCAAAUCAAAGACUAUUUUCAUGAGGAGGCAAUGAGAUCCCACCCAAAGUACGAUCUGUGCACAAAACAAUGCUCCAAUUACUGCUGUUCUAUAAGAAUCCAUUACUCCACUUAUCCCUUGCUUCAUCUCUUGCUUUCUUCCUCACUUUUUUCAAAAUCCCAGUUCUUUUUCUUUAUGGUAUCCACUCCUACAUCCACCCGGAUAACUUCAAUCAGAAUAAUGGCAUCAGAGCUGCUAUUCGCCGGUCUGGCAACGCCGGCCGCUUCUGGGCUCGAGGUUAUCAAUCUUUGUCCUCAAAAACCAGCGUUGAGCUCAGGAAGAGGAAUAAGUCCAAGGAGAAGACAGACUUCGAUGAAAACAAAGCGCAGAUCUUUAGGCUGACAUUAGACCAGGGUCAUCUCCAAUCUUGUCUCUUUGCUGAUCAGUAUGGCAUUGCUUUUACCAUCUCUGUUACUGCUAUUGCUUGCUUGUUGCUUCACAGUUUCUUGGGUGUGUUAGAGAAUUCUGGGUUUUUGGAAAGUGGGCAUUUUGUUCCUAUUCUGUUAACAAUUGCAGGGCUGAGUUUGUGGUUUUUGUUGCUUAUGAAGAUUACUUUUGAGAGGUCGGCAUCUAGGAGAUCAGAAAAGCAAUUGAGUUUAGCUUUUGGGGUUUCAGGAUUUUUCGCUAGACUUUUAGUUUUUUCUGCUAAUGUUUUUUUGGUUUUUGGACUUCAAUUUUGCUCCAAUUGAUGGACAUGGAAGGCUUUUAUUACUACUUUAAUGGGAUUUCUCACAGCUUUUCUCUUUAUUCUGGCUGCAAGAAGUGCACGUUCAUUCUGGCUUGGAACUGAUCAGCUUCGUUGCAACCUAUCUAUGAUAACUUGUGGAUGGUUCACUCGUACAAUUCUAUAUGCAAGCCACAUCUUAGUUGUAUUUGUGGCAUUGCUUUGGGUUAGUCCAUUGGCUAAAAUUUUUGUAAACACUAACUACAGUGAUGAUAAGAGGGCAACUGAAAUGAGUAAAGUUGGCAAUGCUGAGAAAUUGGUGGGAUACAUGGGGUUCUUACGUUCUGAUUUUGAUAACUUCAAGCACUGGUGUUUGUUAGUGUCAAGUUUAUUGCAGAUUUUGGCAUUACGCCCAAACCUGCAAAUGUAUCUUAAUGAAGCUUUGUUAUCUUGGUAUCAGAGGCUCCAUGCUAGCAAGGUUCCUGACUUGGACUAUAGUAGGGCUAAGGUGUUUCUGCAUAACCACUACUUAUGUCUUGUAGCCUUACAGUUUCUUGCACCUCCUGUGCUGGUAUUUCUCUUUCUUGGCUUCUCUCAGAUUGAUGACUAUGCCUUUGAGAGUUUCUCUUUGUUACUUAGUAUACUGCCUUCCUCUGCUUUUGUCAAGGAAGUUGCUUUCUUUAUGGCCUAGUGGGUAACUUUUCUAUGGGAUGUAUUUUCAUCAGCAAUCCUUGUAUUGCAUCGCCAUUGCAUUCUAUAUGUUUCUUGAGGAGUUGAUCUCUUGAGGGUAUUUUUCUUGGACAUUUUAUUGUAAUUUGAAUGCUUAUACGAAAAUUUUGAAAAAAAGGGUGUUUGUGUUUCGAUGGAUUUGAAUGCCCUUUCAAUAUAUCAAGUUAGUGGAAUUUAGCUGGAUUUAUAUGUAUGUUAACUUUUG
Messenger RNA from Neltuma alba, 1776 nucleotides. RefSeq lists its product as uncharacterized. NCBI's taxonomy places the organism in Eukaryota, Viridiplantae, Streptophyta, Magnoliopsida, Fabales, Fabaceae. The record is from RefSeq and is a predicted model, not a curated record.